AUGGACAGAGGAGCGCGUCGAUAUUUGAUGCUCUUAGCAGUGCUUGUUGGCUUCCUGGUCAUGAGCGAUGGCAAAAAAUCAAAAUCGCGAUUUAGCAAUAUCAAGUGCGAGACUUACAACAAAACUUUUGCCGAUUUUGAGACCUGCAAACUUAAAUUGUUGGGCAGAGGCAUCAUUGGCGUUCAGGUACAUCUCAAAUUGUAUAUUUUACCCAUCGAUACUGUAUCGGCCAACUUGAGCAUAUGGCGUCGUUACAAUAGCUUUCAGCCUUUUUUGCAUAAUUCCACCAUCGAUUUUUGCAAGUUUGUAAAACAAACCAAGAAGCUUUCAUUUGAGAAACUUGUUCUCGACGCCAUUUCUUCGCGCUCCAAUCUUAAUCACUCUUGUCCUUAUACGCAUGAUAUCAUUGUGGACAAUCUGGUGUUUAGCGAUACAUUCUUGCAGACGCUGCCCUUGCCCCAAGGCGAAUACAAGAUUCAGAUGUUAUUCGCCACCGAAAAUAUUUGGAGAGUACGCGUGGACAUUUUCAUAUUACGAGAUGAAUAA
This is a messenger RNA of Drosophila nasuta, 546 nucleotides long. RefSeq lists its product as uncharacterized. The record is from RefSeq and is a predicted model, not a curated record. The transcript has 3 exons. Bases 1 to 546 code for a protein of 181 amino acids. NCBI's taxonomy places the organism in Eukaryota, Metazoa, Arthropoda, Insecta, Diptera, Drosophilidae.